UCCACAUCGUCGAGCCAGCCCCUGGAGCUGUGCCAAGAUGGUGCUCUAGUAGACCCGCCGUCCUACUACACCAAUAGCAGGAACCGAGCCGCAAAGCUGAAGGCCUUUGCCGACGCGAAGAAUUUGGCGCAGCAGCUCUAUGCGCGCGCCAAAGCCGACAACAUCUGGUAUAGUAUAAUGUGCACGACUGAAACUGAUGGCAUUUUCCGCCUUGAUGUUUUAUGUGUGUCGUUCGUAGAAGUUCAUCUUUUUUCGCGCAAAAAUGCAGACCCUUCGUGAUGAGACCCCCCACAGUAUCAGUACUCAGAAGAUAGUGCGCUCCUCUACUUUGUUGAAUCAGCAUGAUGAAGAGCAAACCUAUCAGGUUUCAUUUUGUGAAGAACGAGGCGCGCGAAGGCGGGCUGUGCCACAGCGACCAGCUCAAAGUUCCGGACUCGGAGGAAGACAAGUCAGUCCUUGCAGCCAUCGAGCAAGUGGCGACGGAGCAGGCGGACCGCGAAACCGGCAAGGAUUUUUCCUACGACAAAGACUUCUACGGAUCGCUUGGUCUCUUUGCAAAUGCUGGGAAGCACAUCGACGACUGCCGCACGGAGUGGCCGACAGACGAAGCCGGGCGCUUCGUGGAGCGGAGAGUGCGGGUGUACCAAAAGCAGCGCGAGGUCUUGAAGAACUACGCGAAAAGGUACCACGGUGGGGACUGGACGCCGACGCAUUUCGAGCUAGACAACUGCGGCAAUCACGUGGCGCAUUGGCUAGUGCACCGCUACACGACCUUCCCCACGGUCUGCGACAAAUUGAAAACGCACGGAAAUUCCUUGGUACAGGCGGAGAAGGAUAAAGAGAAGCAAGGACAAGUCGACGCGCUGCUUCAGGUUAUUCCUCUUUGAUGACUUCUUGGCUUAUUGUGCGCGUGCUGUAAAAUUUGGAUAGGAGGAGCAGGAAAGUGCACAGAUGAUCAUGGAGCCAGAUGCAUCAACUACAACCCAUCCCUUCCGUUGAAGUUGAAGAUGCUCGAAUGCGAAAGGGUAAAAAUGCCUACAAUCAGGUGGACAAAAACGGGAACAGCAAGCUCCACAGAGCAAUUUUCCAGGGCGACGUGACGAGGGCGAAGCGGUUACAGCUUGGACGGCCGUUAGAAAUCAUCUUGGCGAAUUUCUUGCGAAUUUAUAGGGGAAAGACCCGCAGCGCGGCCUGGGCAUUGGUGUCGGGCUUGGGAUUCUGCGUUGCCAACGCAUCUAUGACGCCCCGCUCGUAUUCCGCGUCUUUUUGGUGUCCCGACGAGGAGGGGCAAAACCAGCAAAAUCUUUCCGCGCCGGGCGCCUUGGUCUGUGCCCGAGUUUUGGGCCCAGUGGCUGCACUAAUGUGCCCCACCUAGGAGCACCAUCGCGCCACACCGGGAACAGAGCUCGCGCGCGAUGGACAGGGAGGGCAUCAAUUGCACCCCCUUCCCCCUGAGUUGUCCUCGAAUGCCAAGAGUUUUGCUCUUGCGACAGGUGGGCACAAAUCUGUGCAUUUUGGAACACAAGGCCUCGGGACUUGGUCUACAGAUUUUGCCUCU
Messenger RNA from Amoebophrya sp. A120, 1558 nucleotides. NCBI's taxonomy places the organism in Eukaryota, Dinophyceae, Syndiniales, Amoebophryaceae. The record is from the annotation of a GenBank genome assembly.